Gastrolobium bilobum is the source of this 1167-nucleotide messenger RNA. RefSeq names its product wall-associated receptor kinase 5-like. NCBI's taxonomy places the organism in Eukaryota, Viridiplantae, Streptophyta, Magnoliopsida, Fabales, Fabaceae. Gene Ontology annotation, molecular function: ATP binding; protein serine/threonine kinase activity. The transcript has 2 exons. Gene Ontology annotation, biological process: protein phosphorylation; cell surface receptor signaling pathway. The record is from RefSeq and is a predicted model, not a curated record. The coding region runs from base 1 to 1167 and encodes 388 amino acids. Gene Ontology annotation, cellular component: plasma membrane.
AUGCCUGCAACUCUUCAUCAAUUUUUAUAUCAGCCUUUGACAGCUGACUCACAAUACCUUGGAACAGGUGCAGGAUUCAUAGUUCUAAUUGUGGGAAUUUCCACGCUGUACUUAAUAUACGAGAAAAGGAAACUCAUCAAACUGAAGGAGAAGUUCUUUAAGCAAAAUGGCGGUAUCAUUUUGCAACAGCGACUCUCUGCAGGAGAAAACACUUCCCAAAGUGCUCAAAUUUUCACAGCAGAUCAACUAAAGAAGGCCACCAACAACUAUGACGAGAGCUUAAUCAUUGGCAGAGGAGGUUAUGGUACAGUUUUCAAAGGAUUUCUAGCAGAUAACAGAACUGUUGCUGUCAAGAAGUCCAAAAUAGUCGGUGAGAGCCAAAUAGAACAAUUCAUUAACGAGGUGGUUAUUCUAUCACAAAUCAUUCAUAGGAAUGUGGUUAAACUCUUGGGUUGUUGUUUGGAGAUAGAAGUUCCUUUACUUGUUUAUGAAUUUGUUACCAAUGGUACCCUUUUUGAUUUUAUACGCACUGAAAGAAAGGUCAAUAACGCAACAUGGAAAACAAGGCUAAGGAUAGCAGCAGAGGCUGCAGGGGCUCUAUCAUAUCUGCAUUCAGCUGCUUAUAUACCCAUUAUCCACAGAGAUGUGAAGAUUGCUAACAUUCUCUUGGAUGACACUUAUACUGCCAAAGUGUCUGAUUUUGGAGCUUCAAGAUUGGUUCCUCUUGAUCAAACUGAAUUGGCCACAAUGAUGCAAGGAACUUUUGGUUAUUUGGACCCUGAGUACAUGCAAACAAGCCAACUUACUGAGAAAAGUGAUGUGUAUAGCUUUGGAGUAGUGCUUGUAGAGCUGCUUACAGGGGAGAAACCUCUUUGUUUUAAGAGGCCAGAAGAGGAAAGAAGUCUCGCUAUGCACUUUCUGUCUUGCUUGAAAGAGGAUCGCAUGUUUAAAGUCUUUCAAGUUGGAAUUUUGAAUGAAGAAAAUAAGGAGGAGAUCAAGGAGGUUGCUAUUCUUGCAACAAAAUGCUUGAGACUUAUAGGGGAGGAGAGGCCUAGCAUGAAAGAAGUGGCUAUGGAAUUGGAGGGAAUAAGGCUAAUGGAGAAGCACUCAUGGACCAAUGCAGAGGUAAAUCUAGAGGAGACUCAUUACCUGCUUCAUGAGGCAUGA